CAAGAGAAGACGCGAUGAAGCAGAAAUAAGACUUCGUGAUUAUAUAGCAUAUAUACGAAGUCGUAUUUCAGUGAUCAAACUUGAGAAAAAUAAACAAAAACUUAUAAGAAUGUGCGGAGAAACAGAGAAAUUUCUGCAAAAAAAGAAGAGUAAUCUAACGUCUCAAGAAAUAGGAAAUAUUGAAACAAAACUGAGAAAGAAUUUUGAGUUGAUUUACUAUGGAUCAGAAUUUGAGAACGAGGAAGAAGAUAUUGAAUAUGGAAUUCAUGGAAGUACUUUCACGUUAUCAGAUAAUUACAAAGAUAAGAUCCGUCGUCAACAAAGCUGGAUUUGUAAAAAACAAGAACCAAAGAAACCCAACCAAGAAUACAGACAAGGUACUCCGACCAAAUGGAUUCCUGAGCUUCGCAAUGUAACGGCAGAGAUACGGGCAAGCAUAAAGCUAAUGCAGCCGAAAAUGACAGAUUCCGAAAAAAACAAGUUGCAAAAACUUUGCAAAGACACAGAUGAGUGGUGUGAAAAUAAUCCAUAUGCGAAGAAGCGUGAAGUUGACUUGGAACGCAAAAAAAUAGAGGAGUUGUGGAACAAUACACUUCAGAAAGUAGAGACAAGAGAAAUAAAUGUCUACGUCGGAAGAUCACCUAAUGCAAGAUAUCUUCUGCAACCAGAAGAUAGCAAAACAGCUCUUUUGAAAUUUGCACGACUUGCGAGAAGAAAAAUUCACAGCCCUCUUUAUAAAACCCAAAUUCAAGAGUCGGGCAAAAACCAAAUUAUCACCACGCACGAUAAAGUGAACGAGAGAGUGUGGACCAAAGAGAGGGCAGAAAUAGAGCUAAUGGAAUUCAAGCAACUUUGCAUAAAGGUUUUCAAAAAAGUCGAUGAAAAUGCUGAUCCUCAACGCAUGGACGUUGAAAGACGCUGGUACUACUAGACAAAACAAAUAAUUUCGAUUGCUGAUUUUGUAAACUCCUAUAAAUAAAAUCCAUGCACUUUAUUUACAAAAUUAGUUUCUUCAUAUUGCGUUGAAUAUUCAAUUUGUGUUUGCUUUAGACCUGAUAAAUACAGUCGUUUAUAUGUAAUAAAAUUAUGUAUGAUAUGCAUUAUGUAUUUUAAACUUUUCCAUUGUACUUAAAUCACUUUAUAUAUCCGUGGGUUUUUUACAAAUUUUAAUUUGAUACUUGUAAAAAUGUGUUACAGAAACGAAUAUAUUUUCUCUUUAAUUAAAAUAAAAAAGCGAAGUUUUUCGGAGGAAGUUUGAAAAAAAAAUUAAUCAACUUCUAGAAAUCAAAUAGGGGAACUUUAAUUACAAAAUGAAUUUUUUAUAAUAUGCUAAAAAGGUUAAUUUGCGAUUGUUUUAGAGCUGAUACAGACAUUUAUUUAUAUAUGUAAUAAUAUUAUAGUAUGCGGUAUGUAAUUUUAUCUUUUGAUCGUAUUCUAAUCACUUUAUAUAUCCAUGUAUUUUACAAUUUUUCCUAUAGUAA
Messenger RNA from Styela clava, 1481 nucleotides. NCBI's taxonomy places the organism in Eukaryota, Metazoa, Chordata, Ascidiacea, Stolidobranchia, Styelidae. The record is from RefSeq and is a predicted model, not a curated record.